UGUACAAAUUCUGUCCCGUUCAGUGAGAUGUUUGAAGGAGUGCGUCUUUAGCUCUAUGAUGGGAUAUGAGAUGGCUCUCCCAUGUGGAGAAAAAUGGACAAUGCACUGCCUCACAGCCUCAUUUGCGCAAUGAGUCACUUUGGGUUAACUUAUUAUAGCCCUAUACAAGACAUUUAUAGCCUUGCACAGCAUCGUUACUUCCGUCCUCAGUUACGAGAAAGGUGGUAAACAGUGUUUUAAUUUAAUAAAAUCCCAUCUCGAUGGACACUACUAGUGAAAUUGUAGUUGUAACAGGUAGGUGGUUUAUUUUGGGUCGGUAAACUGACGCAUUCAGCACUUAUUUUGUCGAGCGAAAGUUGUGUCGCCGUUAAAAUGGUUUCGCUGUGUAUAGGCCUACUAAAGAUCAUGUUAUUGGUUUUGCCUAACGUUAAUUAGUCAGCUCUAAUACGUUUAUGUAUGUCAAAUGCCGUAUAUUUAUUAAUUUUUCUAAUUUACUAGGUUUUGCCCCUUUCCGACAAUAUGUAGUGAAUCCAAGUUGGGAGGCAGCUAAGGGAUUGAAGAUGGAAGGACUUGCAUUGGGCAUAGAUGUCCAUAUUAUGGAGAUUCCUGUCAGUUAUGCAAAAUCACAACAAGUCCUUGAUCAUAUCUUGCAAACAGUGACUCCAAAGGUUGUUAUCCAUUUGGGCAUAGCCCCAGGUGCCAAAGGCAUUACACUGGAGCAAACAGGCAAGAACCACUGCUACAAAGACAGGGAUGUGAGUGGUCUGUGCCCUGUUCAUCACUGCUGUAUUGAGGGAGGACCAGAACGACUGGACUCUGUCAUAGACAUGAGGUCCCUUAGCAAGCAUUUAAAGAAUAUGGGACUUGAUGUCAUCUACUCCAGAGAUGCUGGGAGGUACCUGUGUGAUUUUGUAUACUACUAUUCACUGUACCAUGGGCAGGGAAGGGCUGCGCUGAUCCAUGUGCCAGCCUCAGGCAGCCUGGCAAGCCCAGAGAGAGUGGUACCACAACUCCAGACCAUCAUCCACGCUCUGUUACGCCAGCUGGACAGCUCUGAACACGCAACCUCAGAGUACGUGGACAGCACACAGACUGAGACCUCACACACACUCAGCUUGAUGGGAGAGGAGCAGUACUGGGUUCAACCAGACGGGGGCCAAAGACACUCUCUGGCAUCUCAGAAACAGAAGGAGCGCGAGAGUGAUGCUUCAGGCAACUACACUGUAUCAUUAUACACAAACGAACAAUAAGUAGUAAAGAAAACGCCUGUGAUUCAGAACGACGUGGAGGUAUUUAUGACAAACAAACACAGAUCCCCCCCGAGGAUAUGGUUUAUGCCCAUCCCAGAUGAACUAACAAAUAGGCACGUAACAAACAAAAAUGAUUCUUAACAGAGAUCCUUGUGCAACCUCUUUGGAUCACUACAUCACGAUCAGACUGUACAAAAAGUUCAGAAGAUUAAUCAAGCUGACUACACAAGAACAUACUGCUCAUACAACAUAAAAUAAUAUGCAGCUGGAAAGUAUCCUAUAAAUUAAACAAACAAAUAAAUCAAUAUUUAUAUGAUUUAAACUUCAGUAGCAAAAACACUGUUUAGUUGGUAAGUUCAAUUCAUUUUUGUGAAUCGAUUAAAUUAUUUGAUCAAAUCUGAGUAAAUAUUCUGAUUCAGCAAUUAAUUUGCCUCAUCACUCAGAAUUAUUUAUUUAUUUAUUUAUUUAUUUAUUUAUUUAUUUAUUUAUUUAUU
Megalobrama amblycephala (Wuchang bream) is the source of this 1744-nucleotide messenger RNA. It is a transcript of the gene pgpep1l, whose product is annotated as pyroglutamyl-peptidase I like. Gene Ontology annotation, biological process: proteolysis. Gene Ontology annotation, cellular component: cytosol. The transcript is spliced from 5 exons. Gene Ontology annotation, molecular function: pyroglutamyl-peptidase activity. NCBI's taxonomy places the organism in Eukaryota, Metazoa, Chordata, Actinopteri, Cypriniformes, Xenocyprididae. Bases 453 to 1250 code for a protein of 265 amino acids. The record is from RefSeq and is a predicted model, not a curated record.